Molecule: messenger RNA, 3926 nt
Organism: Aricia agestis (brown argus)
Lineage: Eukaryota; Metazoa; Arthropoda; Insecta; Lepidoptera; Lycaenidae
Exons: 12
Coding region: 2-3295 (1097 amino acids)
Cellular component (GO): plasma membrane
Molecular function (GO): protein binding
Source: RefSeq, a predicted model, not a curated record
GAUGUGUUUCCUAAAACGUUUGGGGGACACGGUACGAACUAUUUAUAUCAUUGUGCUAUCACUGAAGCUGUGUUCCCCGCAAGAUCUGACGGAAGACUUUAAUGAGAUGGGUAGGAAAGUAGAGAGAUCAGCAGCGCCGUGUAGACUUAGCGAACUCCUCUGCGACACGGGACAAUGUAUUUCUUUGGACAAAUAUUGUAACGGCGAAGACGACUGCGGCGACAAAAGCGACGAGCCCAAGUCUUGCUCUCCCUGCAACAGAACAUACUUCGGCGACGUGGGCCGAACCUACGAGUUGGAAGUGCGAAGACCACGGGAGGACCACCUGCCCUUCCUCUGUGAUCUCAACUUUACCGCGCUGGGAGGAAACUAUGGAGACAUCAUACAGCUAACAUUCGACACGUUCACCGUGGGCAAGUUCGUGUCCUUCACAUCGGACGGCUGCCCCGACGGUCACAUGACCAUCGUGGAGCGGUCACCGUCACCACCGACCGGACAGUGGUGCGGAUCCGCCUGGGGCUACACGGUGUACUUCAGCGAGUCAGACUCCAUCAAUAUGACGCUGAGACUGGAUAGAUUGAGUCAGCAGGGUGUCGGCUACAACUUCGACUUCAAACUCGCGUACAAGUUCCUCCGACGUGCCGAAGCGCGACUUCGCUACGGCAACACCACUGUCGGCGCGUGGCGCGGCGAGCGAGUUGGGGGGAGCUACUGCGACCGCAUAUUGACUGACUGUGACCUGAAAGCCUGCCGCAUACAGUCGCCCAACUUCCCCGGGGUGUACCCUAGAAAUGCGACGUGUACAUACCGCAUAGAACAUACCAAGAUUCCUGCGGAUAAACAUGUGCUGCUGGCCGUGCGACAGACGAACAGCCACAAAAUACAUAUCAAGGAUCAAAUCGUGAAGUACGAUAGGAGCCAGAGAGUUCUCAAAAUCUGGGACCAAUGCAACGUGGUCCAGGACUACCUGACCGUCUGGGACGGGGCUACGCGCGACUCGCCCGUACUCGUCCGGCUGUGUGGCGGGGAUGCUGUCCCUGACAUCGUCAGCAGAGGCCCUCACAUGCUGCUGGAGUUCCACACCUCGCCGUAUGACAACCCCUUCCACCCGGUCCCUUUGAGCUACCUCCCGGGAUUCGAGCUGGAAGUCCAGGUGCUAUACGUGGACAAGGAGUCCCACUCGUACGUGAGCUCGGACGGGCGGUGUCGCUUCGUGCUGCGCUCCGCCGACCGCACGAGCGGCGUGCUGCGCAACCCGCGACACUCGCUGCCCCCUAAUACCUCGUGCGUUUACUACUUUCAGGGUCGUCCGAACGAGAUUGUGUGGGUGUCAUUUGUGAAGUACCACGCGGCAGGCACCGAGCCGGCCGGCUUCGAUCAACAGAAGGACUGCUCCUCCCAACUCACCAUAUGGGACGGAGCCGCACCUGAUGCAGACCUCGACAGGAAGUUGGAGAUGAGCGACUCUAAGUCGCUACUCGGAUCUUUCUGUCGCGAGGAGUCGCCGCGACUGUGCGACCACGCGCUGCUGUCCAACGCGACGCGCGCUACGCGGCCCUGUGCGCCCGCUGAGAGUUACAUCACUACGGGGCCAGCACUUACUAUAUUGCAGGAGCUCCGGCAGGGUUCGGCUUUGUAUCCGGUUUCGUUUCUGCUCCGAUACGAAUUCGUCGACGUCAGCGAGCAGGGGCAGCCUUUGACGACGUCGACGUCGGCGUGCGAUAGAGUUUUUAAAUCGGCACUCACAUACUCCGGAAGAUUUCAAGCGCCCCGAGCGAUCUUUUAUUACGGAAGAGGCGGGGCUCAGAAUCUCACCUGCCUUUUAAGAUUCGAAGCGAAAGCCGGCGAAAGAAUACAGUUGACGUUCACGAACACCUACUUCGGAAAUAAAAUUUGUAGUUCGCAUAAAGAUUUUAGAACCAAUCGCUGGAAAUGCGAUCGACCAGCGAAAAGAACGAUCGGAGGAGAGGGCUUCGCGCAGCUCGUAAUCACAGAGUAUCCGUGGGAUGGAAUUCCGAUACACAGAGAUUGUCUCUGUACAAACAGAUCGGAGCCUUUGAUUAUUCAUACCCUGACGGCACCCGUCGUGGAAAUUAACUUCACUGUGACCAUGAUGAAUAUUACAGAGGACUACGAUGACUUUGCAUUCGAGGGAGAAUACAAAUUCGUCCCGACCGGACCAACCGACGAAACCGUCUGCUCCUCGGGCUGGGGGGAGAGGAGGCUGAGAGCCAGCAGCGGGGAAAUAAGACUUUACGAUAAGAGAGAGGCUUCUAUAGCGCCGGAGAUACUGAACGACCGGAACAUUAUAUCAGAAAGCGUCAAAGCAGAAGUAGCCUGUGUUCAUAGACCAUGGCUCAUCGAGCCCGGAGGGGACGAUGUAACACCAUUGCAAGGAAGAUACUUGUAUCUAAGAAUUCCAGGACGUGAAAUAACCCCAGCUUCGCCGUUUUGUGUAACGCCGAAUCGUUUCUUUUUAUACGAGGCACGAGAUACUAGCAAAUACAAAGAGAUUUGCCCUGACCUCACCAACUCGUUAGAACUAUAUUCGCCCGGCUGGAAAUCAGCGCAAACGUCAUUAGAGUCCUCAUUGAAACCUCACGCCCGCAGCUACGUUAUAGAUUUUCUUCAGCACGAGCAGGCCGAUUAUGCAAUAAAGUGGAUCGAAAUAAUGAAAAAGCCUACUUUAAAUUCAGACAUGGAGUCGAAUAUAAUUCCACCUACAUUCACGCUCGACUGCCGCUACCACUGCCCGGAAUUGAACGCUUGCAUUCCGAUUUCGCUUUGGUGUGAUGGGAGCGCGCACUGUCCAUCGGGAUACGACGAGGACGACUCCAACUGCUCGUUCCGUCUGUCUUUACCCCCACAAUACGUUGCAGUAGUAGCCGGUGUAGGUCUUCUUAUAUGCGCGAUAGCUAUUGCUCUCUGUGCUUGUCGUAAACGCAGGAAAAAGGACAAAGAAUUUAAAGCACGGCUAGACGGCGCUUUGCAACCAGAAGAUAGACCCUACGAUAGAGCUAAAACUAACGGUGUAACUGAGACGGGGCGGCAGUACGCCACUGUCCAGAAGUAUGCCACCAUAGAUAAAUACAGUCUUAGUCAAAAGUAUAGUGCCGGUAUUAACGACGCUAGAUACUAUGACGAAGUAGCUCAAAGGGAUAAACUCGCCGAUACCAGGUACGCUAGCUUAGGUCGAGCAGGUCGAAGCAUUCGCAGUGAAAAUAAUAGGAGUAGCGGUUCCAGACGACCUAUGCCCGAUAUCGGGUAUCCCGACCUGAAGGACGGCUUUUGUUGACCCACCCCGGACCUCAUAGAAACGACGGUAUAACAUAAUUGUUUUUAAUCUUGAUACGAGUUUUUGUACAUUAUAAUGAAGACUGAAAUGGCAGAACUGCCAACGGUAAGUUUGACGCCUCCUAUAAAUCACCGUCAGCUUUUAAUGUAUUGUUGAUAGUAAAAAUGGCUUCACUACUUUUACGAAAGAAUCUUAAAGCUUUAGAUUAAAUAAACGCAAAUCUAUUAAGGAAAACCUUUGAACCGUUGAAAGAGGUUAUUUAGCAUUUUUUCCUCGAGUAGUGAAGCCAACAUUAGCUAAAUUAUUCAUUCUUGACUUACACGUAGGUAAACUUUGAUUGUAUAUAAAAGUCUAAGUGACUCAUCUAAGUGUAAUCGUUGAUACUGCCUUCGUAUAAGAUCUUGUUUUGUAACGUGUAACUAGUAACUAUUAGCGAUUCAUCAAAAUAACAUAUCUGAUUGUAAAUAAAAUGCUUGACAAUACGAUUUAAUAUAUUGAUCCUUUCAAUGCUUCUGAUUUCUCCUACUUAUAUGUUUCAAACACAUACAAUAUCCAUUACGCCAUAUGAUCGCUGUUAAGCAUUAGUGUCCUAACCCACAUUUUUUAUUUGUUGUACCCACAUUGUUGUUAA